ACUGCUGUGCUGAGUGUGACUGUGACCUGAGGACGCGUCUCUGAAAUGAAAGCCAUGCCUUGGAAUUGGACCUGCCUGCUCUCCCACCUCCUAAUGGUGGGGAUGGGCUCCUCCACUCUACUCCCCCAGCAGCCACCCCUGCUGCCCCAGAAGCGGUCUUUUGUCACGUUCCGUGGGGAGCCCGCCGAGAGCUUCAACCACCUGGUGGUGGACGAGAGGACAGGGCACAUUUAUGUGGGGGCCGUCAAUCGGAUCUACAAGCUCUCCAGCGACUUGAAGGUCCUGGUGACCCACCAGACCGGGCCGGACGAGGACAACCCCAAGUGCUACCCUCCCCGCAUUGUCCAGACAUGCAACGAGCCCCUGACCACCACCAACAAUGUCAACAAGAUGCUCCUGAUAGACUACAAGGAGAACAGGCUGAUUGCUUGCGGGAGCCUGUACCAAGGCAUCUGCAAGCUCCUCAGGCUGGAGGACCUCUUCAAGCUGGGGGAGCCUUUUCACAAGAAGGAGCACUACCUGUCGGGGGUCAACGAGAGUGGCUCUGUCUUUGGGGUGAUUGUCUCCUACAACAACCUGGAUGACAAGCUCUUCAUUGCCACCGCCGUGGACGGGAAGCCGGAGUAUUUCCCGACCAUCUCCAGCCGGAAACUGACCAAGAACUCAGAGGCGGAUGGCAUGUUCGCAUAUGUCUUCCACGAUGAGUUUGUGGCCUCGAUGAUCAAGAUUCCUUCGGACACUUUCACCGUCAUCCCCGACUUUGAUAUCUACUACGUCUACGGCUUCAGCAGCGGCAACUUUGUCUACUUUUUGACGCUUCAGCCUGAGAUGGUGUCUCCCCCUGGCUCCACCACAAAGGAGCAGGUUUAUACGUCCAAGCUCGUGAGGCUUUGCAAGGAGGACACGGCUUUCAACUCCUACGUGGAGGUGCCCAUUGGCUGUGAGCAUGGCGGGGUGGAGUACCGCCUGCUGCAGGCUGCCUACCUGUCCAAAGCUGGGGCCGUGCUCGCCCGGACCCUCGGGGUUCGCCCAGAGGACGACCUCCUCUUCACCGUCUUCUCCAAAGGCCAGAAGCGGAAAAUGAAAUCCCUGGACGAGUCGGCCCUGUGCAUCUUCGUCCUGAAGCAGAUCAAUGACCGCAUUAAGGAACGGCUGCAGUCCUGCUAUCGGGGCGAGGGCACUCUGGACCUGGCCUGGCUCAAGGUGAAGGACAUUCCCUGCAGCAGCGCGCUCUUAACCAUUGAUGACAACUUCUGUGGCCUGGACAUGAACGCCCCCCUGGGCGUGUCUGAGAUGGUGCGUGGCAUCCCCGUCUUCACGGAGGACAGGGACCGCAUGACUUCUGUCAUCGCAUACGUCUACAAGAAUCAUUCUCUGGCCUUCGUGGGCACCAAGAGUGGCAAGCUGAAGAAGGUUUUGGCUGACAUAUGCAGCCCAGGGGGUCGCCCUGCCUUGGCUUACGAGACGGUGCAGGUGGUGGACCCCGGCCCCGUCCUCCGGGACAUGGCCUUCUCCAAGGACCACAAGCAGCUCUACAUCAUGUCGGAAAGGCAGCUCACCAGAGUCCCUGUGGAGUCCUGUGGUCAGUAUCGGAGCUGCGGCGAGUGCCUUGGCUCAGGCGAUCCCCACUGUGGCUGGUGUGUGCUCCACAACACAUGCACCCGGAAGGAGCGCUGUGAGCGGUCCAGAGAACCCCGCAGGUUUGCCUCUGAGAUGAAGCAGUGUGUCCGGCUGACCGUCCAUCCCAGCAACAUCUCUGUCUCUCAGUACAACGUCCUGCUGGUCCUGGAGACAUACAAUGUCCCAGAGCUGUCAGCUGGUGUCAGCUGCACCUUCGAGGACCUGUCAGAGAUGGACGGGCUGGUGGUAGGCAGUCAGAUCCAGUGCCACUCCCCAGCAGCCAAGGAGGUGCCCCGGAUCAUCACGGAGAACGGGGACCACCAUGUCGUCCAGCUGCAGCUCAAGUCGAAGGAGACAGGCAUGACCUUUGCCAGCACCAGCUUUGUAUUCUACAACUGCAGCGUCCACAAUUCGUGCCUGUCCUGCGUGGAGAGCCCAUACCGCUGCCACUGGUGUAAAUACCGGCAUGUCUGCACCCAUGACCCCAAGACUUGCUCCUUCCAGGAAGGCCGGGUGAGGCUGCCUGAGGACUGCCCGCAGCUGCUGCGAGUAGACAAGAUCCUGGUGCCCGUGGAGGUGAUCAAGCCCAUCACUCUCAAGGCCAAGAACCUCCCCCAGCCGCAGUCGGGGCAGCGUGGGUACGAGUGCAUCCUCAGCAUCCAGGGCAGCGAGCAGAGGGUGCCCGCCCUGCGCUUCAACAGCUCCAGCGUGCAGUGCCAGAACACCUCUUAUUCCUACGAAGGGAUGGAGAUCAACAACCUGCCGGUGAAGCUGACAGUCGUGUGGAACGGGCACUUCAACAUUGAUAACCCAGCUCAGAACAAAGUUCACCUCUACAAGUGCGGCGCCAUGCGUGAGAGCUGCGGGCUGUGCCUCAAGGCGGACCCGGACUUCGAGUGCGGCUGGUGCCAGGGCCAGGGCCAGUGUACCCUCCGGCAGCACUGCCCCAUCCACGAGAGCCACUGGCUGGAGCUGUCGGGCACCAACAGCAAGUGCACGAAUCCCCGCAUCACAGAGAUAAUCCCAGUGACAGGCCCCCGGGAAGGGGGCACCAAGGUCACCAUCCGAGGGGAGAACCUGGGCCUGGAAUUCCGGGACAUCGCCUCCCACGUCAAGGUGGCCGGCGUGGAGUGCAGCCCUUUGGUAGAUGGCUACAUCCCUGCGGAACAGAUCGUGUGUGAGAUGGGGGAGGCCAAGCCCAGCCAGCACGCCGGCUUCGUGGAGAUCUGUGUGGCUGUGUGUCGGCCCGAGUUCAUGGCCAGGUCCUCGCAGCUCUAUUACUUCAUGACGCUGACUCUCUCAGACCUGAAGCCCAGCCGGGGGCCCAUGUCCGGAGGCACACAGGUGACCAUCACGGGCACCAACCUGAACGCGGGCAGCAACGUGGUGGUGAUGUUUGGGAAGCAGCCCUGCCUCUUCCACAGCCGGGACUGCCGAGAGCUGGCUGAGGUUGAACCUCCAGGGGCAUCCGACUUUCCCUCCCCUGAUGAGGUGCUGGAAAUGAAGGUGAUGGUUCAGGUGGACAGGGCCAAGAUCCACCAGGACCUGUUCUUCCAGUACAUGGAGGAUCCUACCAUCGUGCGGAUCGAGCCCGAGUGGAGCAUCAUCAGUGGGAACACACCCAUCGCCGUGAGGGGGACUCACCUGGACCUCAUACAGAACCCCCAGAUCCGUGCCAAGCACGGAGGGAAGGAGCACAUCAAUCUCUGCGAGGUUCUGAACGCUACUGAGAUGACCUGCCAGGCUCCUGCCCUCGCUCUGGGGCCCGACCACCAGUCUGACCUGACGGAGAGGCCCGAGGAGUUUGGCUUCAUCCUGGACAACGUCCAGUCCCUGCUAAUCCUCAACAAGACCAACUUCACCUACUACCCCAAUCCUGUGUUUGAGGCCUUCGGUCCCUCAGGAAUCCUGGAGCUCAAGCCCGGCACACCCAUCAUCCUAAAGGGCAAGAACCUGAUCCCGCCCGUGGCUGGUGGCAAUGUAAAGCUGAACUACACCGUGCUGGUCGGGGAGAAGCCGUGCACCGUCACAGUGUCGGACGUGCAGCUGCUCUGCGAGUCCCCCAACCUCAUAGGCCGGCACAAAGUGAUGGCCCGAGUCGGUGGCAUGGAGUACUCCCCAGGGAUGGUGUACAUUGCCCCGGACAGCCCGCUCAGCCUGCCCGCCAUCGUUAGCAUCGCUGUGGCCGGCGGCCUCCUUAUCAUCUUCAUCGUGGCCGUUCUCAUCGCCUACAAACGCAAGUCCCGGGAGAGCGACCUCACGCUUAAGCGGUUGCAGAUGCAGAUGGACAACCUGGAGUCCCGCGUGGCCCUGGAGUGCAAGGAAGCCUUUGCCGAGCUGCAGACGGACAUCCACGAGUUGACCAGUGACCUGGACGGAGCUGGGAUUCCCUUCCUGGACUACAGAACCUACACUAUGCGAGUGUUGUUCCCAGGAAUUGAAGACCACCCUGUCCUCCGGGACCUCGAGGUCCCGGGCUACCGGCAGGAGCGCGUGGAGAAAGGUCUGAAGCUCUUCGCUCAGCUCAUCAACAACAAGGCAUGCCUGCUGUCCUUCAUUCGCACGCUGGAGUCUCAGCGUAGCUUCUCCAUGCGCGACCGCGGCAACGUGGCCUCGCUCAUCAUGACGGUGCUGCAGAGCAAGCUGGAGUACGCCACUGACGUGCUGAAGCAGCUGCUGGCUGACCUCAUAGACAAGAAUCUGGAGAGCAAGAACCAUCCCAAGCUGCUGCUCAGGAGGACCGAAUCGGUGGCUGAGAAGAUGUUGACCAAUUGGUUUACUUUCCUGCUCUACAAGUUCCUCAAGGAGUGUGCCGGGGAGCCCCUCUUCUCGCUGUUCUGCGCCAUCAAGCAGCAGAUGGAGAAGGGGCCCAUUGACGCCAUCACGGGCGAGGCCCGCUACUCUCUGAGUGAGGACAAGCUCAUCCGCCAGCAGAUCGACUACAAAACCCUGGUCCUGAGUUGUGUCAACCCAGACAAUGCCAACAGCCCUGAGGUCCCAGUGAAGAUCCUCAACUGCGACACCAUUACUCAGGUCAAGGAGAAGAUUCUGGAUGCCAUCUUCAAGAAUGUGCCCUGCUCCCACCGGCCCAAGGCUGCAGACAUGGACCUGGAGUGGCGACAAGGAAGCGGGGCGAGGAUGAUCCUGCAGGAUGAAGACAUCACCACCAAGAUUGAGAACGACUGGAAGAGACUGAACACCCUGGCGCAUUACCAGGUGCCGGAUGGUUCUGUGGUGGCUUUAGUGUCCAAGCAGGUGACAGCCUACAAUGCAGUGAACAACUCCACCAUCUCCAGGACCUCGGCAAGUAAAUACGAAAACAUGAUCCGGUACACGGGCAGCCCUGACAGCCUCCGCUCACGCACACCCAUGAUCACCCCUGACCUGGAGAGUGGCGUCAAGAUGUGGCACCUGGUGAAGAACCACGAGCAUGGGGACCAGAAGGAGGGUGACCGGGGGAGCAAGAUGGUGUCUGAAAUCUAUCUGACACGACUGCUGGCCACUAAGGGCACACUGCAGAAGUUUGUGGACGACCUUUUCGAGACCAUCUUCAGCACGGCGCACCGCGGCUCCGCCCUGCCCCUGGCGAUCAAGUACAUGUUUGACUUUCUGGAUGAGCAGGCGGACAAACACGGCAUCCAUGACCCGCACGUCCGCCACACCUGGAAGAGCAACUGCCUGCCCCUGAGGUUUUGGGUCAACAUGAUCAAGAACCCCCAGUUUGUGUUUGACAUCCACAAGAACAGCAUCACUGACGCCUGCCUGUCGGUGGUGGCCCAGACCUUCAUGGACUCCUGUUCCACGUCGGAGCACCGGCUGGGCAAGGACUCCCCCUCCAACAAGCUGCUCUAUGCCAAGGACAUCCCUAGCUACAAGAACUGGGUGGAGAGGUAUUACUCAGACAUCGGGAAGAUGCCGGCCAUCAGUGACCAGGACAUGAACGCGUACCUGGCUGAGCAGUCGCGGAUGCACGUGAACGAGUUCAACACCAUGAGCGCGCUCUCCGAGAUCUUCUCCUACGUGGGCAAGUACAGCGAGGAGAUCCUUGGACCUCUGGACCACGAUGACCAGUGUGGGAAGCAGAAACUGGCCUACAAACUAGAACAAGUCAUAACCCUCAUGAGCUUAGACAGCUGA
Molecule: messenger RNA, 5757 nt
Organism: Lipotes vexillifer (Yangtze River dolphin)
Lineage: Eukaryota; Metazoa; Chordata; Mammalia; Artiodactyla; Lipotidae
Gene: PLXNA4
Product: plexin A4
Exons: 35
Coding region: 46-5757 (1903 amino acids)
Biological process (GO): regulation of cell migration; semaphorin-plexin signaling pathway
Cellular component (GO): semaphorin receptor complex; plasma membrane
Molecular function (GO): semaphorin receptor activity; protein binding
Source: RefSeq, a predicted model, not a curated record